GCAGGACAGAUUGACAGCUAUCCUCCUGCUAGCUGUUAGCGCGGUGGCUGCACCAGCGGCUGUUUGAAUGGUUUAGCGGUGGAAAGCAGAACUGACCUGGGAUGCGAGCAUUAUAGAAAUCGACCCUCGCUUCACUUAAAAAAACAGACGCCACCCUGCUCCGGACUGUAAAAGGUGAGAGGCUGAGUGAGUGAGGGAGCGAGUGAGAGAAGGAACGAGUGAGAGAGAGAGAGAAAGAGAGAGGGAGGCCAUGGAGCAGCAGAGACAGAGAACUCUCUCCACAUCUGGAGAAUCGCUGUACGCCGUGCUGGGAGUCGACAAGAACGCCACAACAGAGGACAUCAAGAAAUGUUACAGGAAGCUGGCACUGAAGUUCCACCCAGACAAGAACCCAGACAACCCAGAGGCAGCCGAAAAGUUUAAGGAGAUCAACAACGCCCACUCCAUCCUGUGCGACACCACCAAGAAGAACAUCUACGACAAAUACGGCUCGCUGGGGCUCUACGUCGCAGAGCAGUUCGGAGAGGAGAACGUCAACACCUACUUUGUCCUGUCCAGCUGGUGGGCGAAGGCCUUGUUCGUCUUCUGCUGCCUGGCCACAGGCUGCUACUUCUGCUGUUGCCUGUGCUGCUGCUGUAACUGCUGCUGCGGUAAAUGUAAACCUCGGCCGCCCAUGGACCAGGAGCCUGAGUUUUACGUGUCCCCGGAGGACCUGGAGGCGCAGAUGACCGCUGACGAGAGAGAUGGCGGUGAUCCCAUCGUGAUGCAGCCGUCAUCAGCCACAGAAACCACCCAGCUCACCACUGACGCCCACCAAAGCUACAGGACCGACGCAUACUAGACACACACACACACACACAUACACACGCGCACACACACACCAGCAAAUACUACACACCAUCCCUCACAGUCAGCACGAGCUCAGCAGCUCAGACCAGACUUUAAUCUUGGUGUAAAUUUAAACUUUUCAUUGUGUGGGAGAAGGAGGAGGAGGGGCUACUUUAAAAGAAAAUGAUUGUUUAAACAGUAUUUACACACAGCAGACACUCACGGUUUUACCUGUGACAGGUAAGCACACGGAGCCUAAGAAUCACCACUGAAAUACUUUGAAGCCACAGUUUGUUCUCUGUUGAGUUUUCUGCUUUCCACAUGCAGUCUGCACAACUUAACGUUUCCUCGCGUCCUCGCAGACUCUCAGCACGCAGCAGUGCAGGAUGCACGAGACGCCGAUAUAUUUUUUUAUCCUUUGUUAUCCGACGAUGACGAGGUAAUCAAUAAUAAUCGAAAAUCAGAAUCAGAACUAAGUGACUCGAGAUGACGGCAUUAAGAAAUAUAAUUCCAAGCACAGCCGUUGGGUCAAAAUUCUGUUUUUAAACCAGAACGUUAACUCCUUUUUAACCCAACUGUCCACAGUCUGAAAAACAGUCCAGCUGUUUCAGCUGCUGGGUGAGAAGCAGGCUCGUCUCUCAGCGCGGCGAUGGCGGGAAGGCGAUGGCGGGUGUCGUCUGUCUGUUGUGGGUCGGCGGCUCCGUCAGGCUCGGCACAGCAGUGACUCACACUGUUCACUUCAACCCGCCUGUGUUACGCCUUUUCGUUCUGAAGUCGUAUCUUAGUACUUCACUCUUAUUAGGGCUUGAAGAAGUCAGAUGGAAGCAGCAACAACUGACAGACCUGCCAUCGACUUACGACUUUUGUCCAGUUUCGUAUUUCUUUUGUCGCCUCGGCCCUCCUUUUCCUCCUCCUCCUCCUCCUCUUCUUCCUCUUCUCGCUCACUUCGUCCUUCCUUUACAUCCUCUUCCGCACUUUGAGCUCGCUGAAGGCUGUGCGAGCCCCUGCAGUGUUACGAACACACACAUCAGUGACCUCCUCUGCAAGGACACACACACACACACACACACUCUGAUUGAGCCCCGUUCGGUUUUAGUUUUCAGUUUGUUUUGUGAGAAAGUGAAAAUGCUGUACAUGUGGUGUCGUGUAGAUUUUACGUCAUUUCUUUGUUUCCUUCUGUUUGUUUCUGUAGUUCUGCUUUUCAUCCGUUUCUGUCUUUCUCGUUUAUGUUGUUAAUGAAGGGAGGAUGUUGAUAUCCAGAGUCUUGUUUGUGUGGCAGUUUUAUUAGAUUAACUGAAGAGCAGUUUUCAACAAUCAGACGGAUUAGCUUAAGUGUAGUUUUAAAAUAUCACUUUUUUAAAAAAAUUAUUUGUUGCUCACCGGUCGCACACUAGCUCUGCUAUUGUAGUACAGGAACGUUGUGGUUGUUCGUGUCAAUUUUUGAUUUUUAUAUAAAAAAAAAAGAAAAGAAGGAAAGAAAAAAAGCACACACACAUAAACACACACACACACACACGCUAAACCAAACAGGCUAAUUUAUUCACGGUAUUUUUUUGAUUCCUCAGUGAAACACUUUGUUCAUUAUGUAUUCAUGCAUAUCAUGAGAAAGUGCAAUAUAAACUAAAACUCUUCCAUGGCUCCACUUCCAAUCACAAAUUUCAAAGGUUGUUUCAGGAAAUCUGCAGAUUCGUAAAAAGUCUGAGAAAAGUCCUAAAGUAAUUCAGUUUGAGCCCACAAAAGGAGGAACGUAGACCUAAAUCAACCAAAUGUGCAUGUUCACUGAAAUCUGAAAUCCCACGAGUCCUUUGUCCCAUCAGUACGAAGCAGAUUUAAUAAACGUCAUAUCAGCUCUGAUGAAGAACUGAGCAGUAAAAAGAUGCUUUGAGGGCUCCAUAAAUGGUUUUUAUUGAACCUGCAGAUGUUCUGUUUUAACCAAAUUUCUCUUUACUUGAUCAGCUUUGUGCUUCAUGUCGUGCGAUCACUGAAAUGCUGAAAACCCAAAAUCCCUCCUUUCUUUUCCUCCGUUGACCAAACAUGCAACAGCCUGAAGCGCAUUAGCCUGGAGCCACGAAGCUUCCAGUGUUGCGUCUGAAACAACCACAUGAAUAACACGAGCUGAUGUGAGUGUGACUGUAGCAACCAGAUGAUGAUGAUGAAGCAUUAUUUUAUUUAUUUUAUUUUUCUGUAUGUUUUUAAUAAUUGAUUAACAACUAGCUGGUAUGUUGAGCGGAUGUUUAGGAGUUUAGAUGUGAACCGUUUUGACGGUGAAGUGGCAAAACGGCAGAGCUGCUGUAUAAACACGCAGUGGUGCAGUACAAAGACGUGUAGAGGUUUUCUGUUUGUAGCAUGGACUGGUCAUGUUUGCUGUCUGUCAGGCAGACUACUGGGCAAAUGAAGUAUCUGAUGUACUGUUGUAAAAUAAAUGUUUCUGUUGCUUCAGA
Molecule: messenger RNA, 3269 nt
Organism: Scatophagus argus
Lineage: Eukaryota; Metazoa; Chordata; Actinopteri; Scatophagidae
Gene: dnajc5ab
Product: DnaJ (Hsp40) homolog, subfamily C, member 5ab
Exons: 5
Coding region: 251-841 (196 amino acids)
Biological process (GO): regulation of synaptic vesicle cycle
Cellular component (GO): presynapse; intracellular membrane-bounded organelle; membrane
Source: RefSeq, a predicted model, not a curated record